UCGAUUUUAACGGGCUUACAGUCCUGAUUCGACGGUUUGUUUUGUGUCUCAUAUACUCAUAAUUGCAUCAAUACUAACUUAACAAUAUAGGUAUUUCAAUGCAUUAAAACAUAUUACAAUCAUAUGAAAAAUGUCAAUCGAAACUGCUACGUAAAUUCACCAUAAAAAGGAUUGUGUGAUGGAAAAAAAGGUCAGAAAUUUUUUAGUUGAGACGUAGAAUCAUGAAAAGUUUCCACACAGAAUAAGUUUGAACAUGUUAUAGGACGCAAUGUUGCGGUGCCAGCUAACAAAGCGCUAUCGAGAAUUCGCAGCUUUUUUCACUUUCCUUUCCCCUCUUUAACCAAGUGGCGUAACUUGAACAAAACUCAUCAGGAGGGAAUCGAGCUUAGAAAGUUGUGCGCAACUCAUAAUGAAACUGGGCUUGAGGAGAGGCAAUAGAAGGGAACGUUGGGUCAAUGUACGUCACGGGAUGUCUCUCAUUUCUCUCUCUCUCUCUCUCUUUCUUCUCACUCUCGCUAUUCCUGUACCCAAGUUACACUGCUACUAUAUCGUGAUAAUCUCGCCUGCUCCAUAAAGAGGAUUACCCUCUCUGCGCGAACUAACACGGUCGUUGCGCAUACUAGUACGGAGUUUCUAACCGUAGGACGGGGGAGUUAUACGGACGAGGGUGGGACAUGAGAGAAAUCGAUAGUCAAGUAUUUCGUGGAAUGUGAAUACUGGCGGCAGCCGGAUGCAUAUUUGACCAUCCAAUUGCAUGCAGCUUGCAGCAUUACAACACAGAAUAGGCGCAAUUAUAGCUAGCUGGCUAAUUAUACGCUUUCAUUAGCUUUUAUAGAGAGGACGUUUACUAUUAUAUUAAUUUUUAUUAAUAGGCAUGCGGCAUGAUACAAGUUUCGCUUCACCAUAACGUAAAAUAAGACGAACAAAAGGUACAGCGCUAAUAGCUUUUCUAUGCAAUUGAGCACAGUCUGUAAACAAGCGAAGCGUAAUGACUCCAUUCUUCUUUGAUAGCUUGUUAUUCGCUACAAGUAAUGACAUUAUCGGAAUUCGUUUGUUACAUGACGUAGAUUCAUUUCAUAUUGUGCAUAAAACGCUUUGAUUAACGACUACUUUCAAGAAAAGUCAAUCAUAACUGUAAAAAUAUACUUCUUUUCAUAAAUUCAUAAACUCGUUGCUUUUUCUAUGUCUAAGGCAUACGAAUGAUCAAUACGAGACAAUCAUUCUACUUGUCGCAGGGGUUUCCAUUUAAUCUACUAAGUAGAGCCAUUUGGCUAAUGGCUAAAUAUAGAAUCCCGGUAUUGUGCUAUCUCAGGACUGAAAUUCGUUACGAUCAAUAGACUCAGCAGAUUCGGUCGUUUUCGACAUAUUCCGUUAAGUUUCCCCUACUAUAUUCGUCCUCAGCGACCUCCAUUACCAACCACGCCUCACUCACGUAAACUACGUUAGCCAAACCGGUUAUUCGAGAUGCAUUUAUACUAUUCAAGCUCAGUUUUCUUAAAAAAUAAAAUUUAAGAAUAUACUUGUGAGCUUAUGCUUUUUGUUUCACAAAAAUAUACAAAAUAUACAAAAUUGAACGAUGCGUUUCAUGAUGAUAAUAACAUUAUAUGAUAUGCAUAUAUUAGUCAUAUUGUAGUCAAUAAAUUGGUUUUUGUCGAUUUUCUUUUCUUCAAAUUUUUGUUCGAAUUUUUUUUUUCUUUACUUUUCUUAUACGUAUAUUUGUGACAUUACAAAAAAAAGAACAAUAUAUAAUUAAAUACAAAAGCCAUAUUACAAUAGAUAUAAGAAUUUACAGUAGAAUUCUAUAGUAUACUAUAGCCUUGCUUGAAUAGUAAUAAAAUAGUAAUAAAAAAAACAGUAUAUUAGUGAAGACAAUGGAAGAAGCUACGUUUUGCAACGUAAUAAUAAACUUUGCAGGACUGAGCCGACAGUGAGAGAUUCAAUUAUAUAGGAUGCAAAGCGCGAUAAGUUUAUUAUGAUUAUCUCUGAAAUAACUUUAAAUUGCCUAAAUUAUCGGUUGAGUUUUGUAGUACAACUACAAUCGAUAUACGUAUAUAUAGAGUUCACAAUGGCUAUAUGAUGGUAUGUCAAAGAAGAAACGAACCGCUUCAAUUCCUAUAGAACCAGAAGAACCAUCGCAAAAUUAUGGAUAUAAAUGUCGGCAGUGCUUUUAAGUACAAUGGAUGACAGGUGGCAAUUGGAUAGCUGGCGUUGACGAUUUCGCUGGGAAUUGCACGGAAUGAGGGAUUUGGUCGGAAAGCUACGGUAUUUGGAACAGCGAGUGCGAGUAAGAAAGAAAAAGAAAGAAGUGGGGGAGGGUGAGAGGAAACUUGAUAGAAAAGGAUGGCACAAAAGUAUAGAAGCGACAAAAUAUACGAAAGAGAAGAAGGGGAGAAAGGCGAGGGACAUGGAAUUGUUUAGCGGACUGCGCCUGCGUCGCAAGCGAUCGCUUAUUGGUUCCCCACUCACAUUUGAGUGCACACUAGGUUGACUUAAUUUCAAUUCGAACUCCUUCCACACCGCUUUCUCUCCCGUUGCGCUUCUCUCACUCUCUCUCUCUCUCUCUCUCUCUCUCUCUCUCUUUGCUUCAUCUUCUACUCGCUAUCCUUUAUUCACCUUCGGUACGAUACUUUUUUUAUACUUGUUGGAUUCCACGCAAAGAAAAUAUACAUACACACAUGCCAUGCGUGAAUGUAUAAACAAGAUGUAGAUCAAGUAUACAGCGACCCUCGUUGAGAGCCCCGCAAGAGAAAUGACAGGGGGCAAGGGGCAAAAGGGCGAGUGCAAGAGAGCAAGAGAAAGAGAAGGUGGGGAGGAAAGCAACAAGGUUGGUGGGAGAUGGAAGAGAGAGAGAGAGAGAGAGAGAGAGAGAGAGAGAGAGAGAGAGAGAGAGAGAGGAAACAAUAAUCCCGCCAUCUGCUGCAGGAACGAACGAUGUACGCUACCCCACGAUCGCGCGCGCGCGCCCGCGCGCGCGUUCUUACAAAACAGCGCAUCUGAACAUUCUGAACUCGUCGCUGAACAGUUCGGUGCUUCAACAGUUCGGCACGAUUCAUACCGAGUUGAUUAUCCUGCUGCUCGCGCGCGCUCGCUCAUCCGCGUCUUUCGUCGCCGCCAUAUUAACAACUCGAGAUACAUAUAUAUAUAUAUAUAUAUAUAUACCAUGUACUAAUAAUAAGUUCAGACGUGACUAUUAGUAAGACGACAAAUCGCAACCGCGGCCACCAUCGCAAAUUGCGCAUCUAACCGUUGAGAAUUUUGCUCAAAUCAAAGAACAAUACAAUUCGACGAGUGUAGUAAUACUGUAUACAUGAGCGACCAGCAGUGAUCAAGCCAUAAUAAUGUCAGCCAUGUUUAAUCAUAUAAAAGAGAAAGCCCCUCCCCGAGAGAAGCGCGGGAGUACGACUGCACUCACGCGACCGUAAAACCGACAAGGAUCGACUACUGCUGCGUACCUAGUUACUCUCGGGCAAAACGUAACAAAAAGAAAAGGACAUAGCCGCAAUCCACGAGAUCCAAGAGAACCCCGCUGAAUUUCCCCCGCCUAUAUCACCCGGUGCGCGCCAAGAAGAUAGCGACUAACAAACGCGCGUGUUUAAUUGAUUUUACCUACCGCUGAACAGUGAGUUUACCGAUUCGUUUUAAAGCAAUGUCAAGUUACCGGUGUCAAGUUGUCGUUUAAUCUGCCGCAAUCAACAUUUCAUGUUCCGAUCUUGCGUGUCUAAAUCCGUCGCAUUCAUCUACAUGACUAAUAAAGUAGCAGCCGUUCGUUCUUGAAUCGAGACUCGAUGCGAGACUCCCGAGUUGGUUCGGUAAAAAUUACGAUUCGGUAAAUUACAAUUCAUGAUAAUACGAUAUUGCCGAUUAGUGUGUCCGCUGGAAUUUUAACUUUGAAAUUCAAUUAAGGAUAAGCCGAUGUUGAUGAUUUUAUGACCAUCCACAUUGUUGAUAACAAUGCCUAUUGGAAAUGAACAGUCCACUGGAUUUUGAAACAUUUAAAUUUUCUGCGAAAAAUAAGAUCUGUAAAGACGGCGCUGUGGAGCUGUUACAAAAUUUCGAUGAGUGUGCGGGCACUCCCAGCUCACCGGAUGACAGAUUGAGUGAUCAGCAAUUGCUGGAUUGUGGGAUUUGUGGCCAGCAAUUUGCUUCCAAAAAACAGCUGCGUACCCACAUUCAUAUUCAUCUGAGAAAACCUCGCAUUGUCCUCAGAAGAGUGACUGGUCCCAAGGUAGUGAAGGUGAGGAAGCAGUGCGAAGAUACAUAUUGGUUGGAUCCUGAAAAGAAGGGUCUACUGAAGCUUACUCUGAAGAAACAGAGCAUCUCCGAGUCUCUGAAGCUUACAUUGAAAAAGACAUCUUCAGAGUCGGAAGAUUUUACUGUAGUGAAUAGUAACUUUAAUCCAGUUAUCAAGAACCACCAGCGAGAAGAAGUGGCAGGUGCUAAAGAGAAUGAUAAAAAAAAUAACAAGGCAGCGAAAAGUUUGGUUAAUGAACCUUUUGAAAACGUGAUGGUGGACCAGCAAAAUGAUUAUGACAACAUUAAAUUUAAUGCAGACGAUCAUAAUCCUUUGGAGGAGAAUGAAAGGCCAUCCAUAGAUGUUAAUGAGGGUGAUUCUGGUGUAGGAAGUGAUAUGGCAAAUCCAUCGGAGAAAGAAGAUCAAAAUGUUGACGAUAUGCAAAGUACUGAUAAUUAUGACAAUUCUGAAAAAAGAUUGUCGGAACCUGAGGAUCACGAGGAAUCGGAUGCUUUAGAAGCAACUUGUAGAGAAACUAUUGAAAAUUUGAAAAAACUCGGAGAGCAGUCGAAUUCUAGAUCAACAAAUCAAUUGAUCGAUAAUUCGGCUGUUGAAGAAGAAGAUGAUAGAAGUCAUGAUUCCGAUAUGAUACAUACUCUUGGACAGAAUCCUUCCAUCAGCAUUAUUCCAAAGUCUUCCACAUAUUCCAAUCAUUCGACCGAAUGCACUUCAAUAUGCGACAAUGAAAAUAAAAGCAGAGAUUCGACUGAGCAACAAGCCCAAGAUUUCAAUUGGAAUCAAUUAUCUACUGACUUGUCCAGCAAAAACAAUGAGAAUCUUAAUAAAGAAGAUAACGAGCAACAGGCGGAUACUGUCAGUGACGCCAACAUGGAGAAUACCGGCUCGCUCUUACAUAACUUUCUCAUGGAGCAUCAGAGACGUAAUCGUAACGAAGUCUCUUUAUCGAAUAAUUUGUCUAGCGAAACAUCGGAAUACGUACCUCUUGAGAAACUGGCGGAGACUGUCAGCACGUGUCGCAUUUGCAACGAGAAGUUUAAAGAUAUCGCGCAUCUAGACGAACAUCGUAGUAAAGCUGGUCAUUAUCAGUGCAAUAUUCCAGAAUGCGCUAAUCUCAUCUUCCAUUCGGCAAUGGAGGUAUCGAUGCAUCGGGCUCAGACGCACGGUACCCCGCUUUCGCCGAGUGUGAGCCAAUUGUCUCCUCAUAAUCAAUUGUCAAACUCGCCACACAUGAAUCAAAAUUCGCCGCACUUGAGUCAAACAUCGCACUCGCCUCAUGCCGCGCCUAUGGAUGCAUCAACAAACAGCUCACAACAGCAACAACUUAGUAGAAACUCACCAUUAACGUCACCGCAUCAGACUAAUUCGCCGACAUUUAAUGCUGCUGCAGCGACGACUGCUGCCGUUACGGGUCAGCAGAUGCAAAUACCGCCGGUAAACUUUGAGCAACUACCACCACCUGUGCAGCAACUGGCCCAGCAAGUGCAGCGUAUGCCUCUUCCACAGGCACAAAUGCCUCCUAGUCUUCCUCCAGGUGCAAGCACGAUUAUACCUGGACCGAAUUAUUUUGUACAGCCACCGGGUCGACCGCCCUUAUACAGAGUACCCGGUCCGCAAAGUAUGCACUAUCCUCCGCACAUGGCGCACUUGUAUCAGUACGGACCAGGUCCUUAUCCUCCGAUAGCCGCACCUCCUCCGCAGAUGCAUCCACAAUUGCCCCAACAAAUUCCACGUGGGCGAUAUCCACCACCGACAUCCGUCGUUCAAAACAGCAGAGCACCACGCUUACCACAAACAUCAGUUCCUCGUCAACGUAUGAAGAGGCCCAUGCAGCAAUCUGUGCAAGUUCAACCACAAAAUAAUACCGUAAAGCAAAGGCGUAUGGAUGUUCUAUUGCCCGAUAGAAAUGAAGACGCGGAUUGUCAUGUCAUAGCGCAACAAAAGAGAAACGACGGAUUACCCGUUAUUCAAAAUGUUCAGGGAGCUACUACCCAACAAACUAAUAGAAAUGAUUCCACCAUACAUCUUACAGAUUCGAUCACUCUAAGUGUUCGACAACCUGGUUCUACCCCAACUCAAGUCCAGAGCACGUCAAAUCCAGGGGGAAAGAAAUCCGAUGCUAAAGCAGUGGCAAAUGUCCUCGCGGCUCGAGGUAUAACAGUUACUCCAGCUGCAAAUAAAAAUAAGACAAGUGAACAAAGCAAACAGCAGAUAUCUCCCCAGCAGCAGCAGCGGCCAUCACCUUCACAGCAGCCUUUAAAUGUUACAGCGCUCAAUCUGAAUUCUGCUAUUUCUAUCAUACCAACUAGUUCACAAAGAAAGCAGGAGCAAGGGCAAUUUGCUGUUCCGCAAAACAAGCAGAAUAAAACGCCGAUUAAUGAACAAGUUGAACGACCACCGAGACCACCGACCGUGGACCUUACGCAGGAUACUCCACCGCAAAUGCCAGUUGUUAGACGUGGUCGUCCACCUAGAGCGUUAUUAACGUGUCAAAUAUGUGAUAAGAACUUUCAAAAUCAAGACAUGUUGACACAACACAUGGCAACUCAUCGAACGACUAGCAAAUUGCUUCAUAGGUGUAAUCUCUGUCCUGCUCAAUAUCCCACAGUUCAAGCGUUGACAACGCACAAACAAACUUAUCAUAAGGAAGUCGACACCAUGGCACAAAAUGGAGGUGCAGAAUUGGCUUUACCGGUUGUGGAUCUAAAGUCGCCGCAUGUUUUAAACCGCUUGUCAAAUUUGGGCAUUCAAAGCUACAUACCAUUGUCGCAACUAAGUGCUCAAACUGGCGGUUACUUUGGUCUGCCAAUCAUCACGAUAGACGGUGCAAGAAACUCGAGUACCUGUAAUUUAGGUGCGCUUGGUGCUACCUCUAUAUUAAGUCUCGGUCCUCUUAAGCAUUUAUCAAACAGGUAACUGUGGACGCAUUUGACCUAUUUCAUGCGUGCAAUCGCGCUUCUCUUUUAUUAUUAUCAUUCUCACAUUCUUAUCAUUCUCAAAUCGAUUACUGUAUUGUCAUUGACCAUGACAUAUAUUGUCUUAAUCUUCGAAGGAAAAUGAUCGUGAUAUAGGUUUAAGUAAAAUUAUUAUAUAAACGCGCGAUAUAUCACUUAUAUAAAAAAUAUAGAAAAUACUUGUGUGAAUAUAAUUGAAUAGUUCUGCAUAAAUAUACAAGUAUAUUUUAUAUUCUUUAUAUAAAAAAAAUAUAGAAAAGACUUAUUUGAAAUUUUUUUUAUCUUGUUAUAAAAAAGAAUUAGUUGACGAUUGAUUUACACAUAAAAUUUGUUAAUUUAUUUAUAGAUUUAGAGCAAUACAGUAUUUUUUCAUAUAACUUCUCAUUAAAGUUACAUUAUUAUGUUUCGAUAAAAUAAGAUUUAAGAUCCUUUAAAAGACUCUAAGAGAAAAUUAGAGUAUGAAAUGUAUAAUACACCAUUACAAAAGAAAUCUUAAUGAAUAAUUUUGUGUAUAUAUAUAUACAUUUUUUUUUUUUUUUUUUUUUUUUUUUUUUUUAAUAAAAA
Molecule: messenger RNA, 7767 nt
Organism: Cataglyphis hispanica
Lineage: Eukaryota; Metazoa; Arthropoda; Insecta; Hymenoptera; Formicidae
Product: bromodomain-containing protein 4-like
Exons: 9
Coding region: 3965-7165 (1066 amino acids)
Biological process (GO): regulation of transcription by RNA polymerase II
Cellular component (GO): nucleus
Molecular function (GO): RNA polymerase II transcription regulatory region sequence-specific DNA binding; DNA-binding transcription factor activity, RNA polymerase II-specific
Source: RefSeq, a predicted model, not a curated record